ACAAGGACACAGUGGGGAAGUCAACUAGUAAUCUUCAAGACAGAUUAUUCAGGUCAAUCUUCUCAACUUUUACAUUAAAUCCACACAAGCCAACAAUGGUUGGCCUGAGAAGUUUGUUUCUUGAAUUCACAGAAACAUAUGUUGCCUGAUUUCUUUAAACUCAAUUCUAUUUUACACAUCAAUUUUUGCCCAUCCAAUUGAUUCAAAAAUGGGAACUUCAACAACAGCAAGUGUUUUUUGUUGGACUCUCUUCUAUCUUUGUUCUCUACUCUGCCAUGCUGCAAACAACAUCAUCACUCAGGGCCAACUCAUUAGAGAUGGUGAAACCAUUCUCUCUGCUAGCCAAAAUUUUGUUCUUGGCUUUUUUUCUCCUGGAAAUUCAACAUACCGGUAUGUUGGAAUUUGGUACUACAAAAUUCCUAUACAAUCUAUCGUAUGGGUUGCAAACAGAAACAAUCCCAUUUCAGGAAAAAAUGGAUCUUUAAAAAUUGGAAACAAAAGUAAUCUGUUGGUUUUAGAUGGAAAUGGGAAUUCAGUUUGGUCUAGUAAUGCCUCGGCGAUAUCAAAUGAUGUUACUGCAAUUCUGAUGGAUACUGGUAAUCUUGUUCUGUCAAGCAGUGACAGUGUUGAUGAUCUAAACAAGGCCUUGUGGCAGAGCUUCAAUGAGCCCACCGAUACAUUCCUACCGGGCAUGACGGUCUACAUGAAUGUCAGGGCCGGAGAGACUCGUGUUUUCACUAGUUGGACAAGUGAUAACGAUCCUUCGCUUGGACGAUACUCAAUGGGCGUUGAUCCUCAGGGAUCACCACAGAUAGUGAUAUGGGAUGGGCUAAAUCGACAUUGGAGAAGUGGGCAUUGGAAUGGACUAAUAUUUACCGGUGUUCCAACCAUGAGGGCUAUCUAUUUGUAUGGUUUUAAGCUUUUCAAUGAGGGAAAUGGUAGCUUGUAUUUUACAUAUACCUCUUCAAACAGUUCUGAUCCGUUGAGGUUUCGGAUUGGUUGGGAUGGAAAUGAAGCACAACUUUGGUGGGAUGAUGGUAAAAAAGAAUGGAGGAUUAUGCAAUUGCAACCUGCUAAUGAAUGUGAAGUGUAUAACAAAUGUGGCAAUUUUGGGAAAUGUAAUGUGAUGGACUCUACAAUUUGUAGUUGUAUGAAAGGGUUUGUACCCAAAAAUGUGGAUCAAUGGGAUAGUGGAAAUUGGUCUGGUGGGUGUGUUAGAAAGACACAGUUACAGUGUGGGACAAAUGGAGAAGAAGACGGGUUUGUGAAGAUUGAGGGCGUGAAGUUACCGGACUAUGCAGACUUGAUGGUGGCACAGGACAUUGGGGAUUGUGGAGAGAAAUGCUCGAAGAAUUGUUCAUGUCACGCCUACACAUUUGCAAUUGGAAUCAGCUGUAUGAUAUGGAGAGGGGAUUUGGUAGAUAUUCAGCAUUUUGAAGAAGGUGGGAGCGAUCUGUACGUUCGCCUUGCUAGUUCUGAUUUGAUUAGCAAAAGAAAAUUUUCCAAGCUUGUGAUAAUAGUACACGUGCUAAUGGGAACAUUCUUCAUCAGUAUAUCUAUUUGGCUACUUUGGAGGUUCAGAGCAAAACUGAAAGCACUCUCAAAUUUAUGGUGGAAGAAAAAUCAAUUACCAACAAUUGAUGCGAGAAGAAGUAGAGAUUUUUCAAGGGAUAAUUCAGGGCCAGAUGAGCUUGGCAUCGAAGGGCAGCAACGUACUGGACCAGAAUUAUCAUUGUUCAGCUUUAGCGAUGUAGCAGCCGCUACAGACAACUUUUCUGAAGAAAACAAGCUUGGGAAAGGGGGGUUUGGCCCCGUUUACAAGGGAAACUUAUAUGAGGGAGAAGAAAUAGCUGUGAAGAGGCUUUCAAGAAAGUCGGGACAAGGUUUGGAGGAGUUCAAAAAUGAGAUUAUACUAAUUGCAAAAUUGCAGCACAGAAAUCUUGUUCGACUUUUGGGCUGCUGCAUAGAAGGUGAAGAAAGGAUGCUGAUCUACGAAUACAUGCCAAACAAAAGCUUGGAUUCAUUUAUUUUCGCAGAUCCGAUUAAGCGAGCACUGUUAGAUUGGAGAAAACGCUUUACAAUUGUUGAAGGGAUUGCACGUGGGCUCCUUUACCUUCACCGAGAUUCAAGACUUAGGAUAAUUCACAGAGAUUUAAAAGCUAGCAACAUUUUGUUAGAUGAAGAGAUGAUCCCAAAAAUUUCUGAUUUUGGCAUGGCCAAAAUUUUUGGAAGAAAUGAAAGUGAAGCUAGUACAAGCCGAGUUGUUGGCACAUAUGGUUAUAUGGCUCCCGAAUAUGCAAUGGAUGGUCUAUUUUCUGUGAAAUCUGAUGUCUAUAGUUUUGGAGUAUUGCUCCUAGAGAUUGUAAGUGGCAGACGAAACAAUAGUUUUCGCUCAUCCGAAUACCCAAACAUUAUUGGAUAUGCAUGGGAUCUAUGGGAAGGUGAUAGAGCAAUGGAGCUGAUUGACCCAUCUAUUGAAAGUUCAUGUUGCCAAAAUGAAGUGUUGAGGUGCAUACAUGUAGCAAUGUUAUGUGUGCAAGACUCGGCAAUUCAUAGGCCAACCAUGUCAUCUCUGGUGUUGACGUUGGAGAGUGAAAAUGCAACAUUGCCAAUGCCUAGACAACCCACCUUCACUUCAAUGAGGAGCUCUGGUGACAUAGAUAUGUGGAAGGACAACCAAGAAAUAGCUUCCCCAAAUGAUCUUACAAUUAGUGUCAUUCUUGGCAGAUAAUCUGAUUUUACCCUCCCUCCAAACAAGAGGAAUGUUUUUUUGGUAUUUCUAAUGACCAAAUUUGAUGAAUCUUUGUUUUAUAUAUCUCAUAUUUUAAGGGUUUUUUUUUUUUUUUUGUGUGUGCGUGCGCGCGCUUGAGCGCC
Messenger RNA from Camellia sinensis, 2874 nucleotides. Its product is annotated as putative G-type lectin S-receptor-like serine/threonine-protein kinase At1g61610. NCBI's taxonomy places the organism in Eukaryota, Viridiplantae, Streptophyta, Magnoliopsida, Ericales, Theaceae. Gene Ontology annotation, molecular function: ATP binding; protein serine/threonine kinase activity. Gene Ontology annotation, biological process: recognition of pollen; protein phosphorylation. The record is from RefSeq and is a predicted model, not a curated record. Gene Ontology annotation, cellular component: plasma membrane.